UGUAGGCCACACCUACACACACUGCUGCUGACACCCACGGCAGUGUCCACAGUUCAAGCCAUGGUGCAGCGAUGGCUGCCACACACCUUAUGGCUGUCGGUGGUGACCGCGGCUGCGGGGUAUGCGCGCCCUGGACGCUCAGAGAGAAGAAUGCAGGCGGACAGCUUCCAAGAACUGGAAAUUCUGUCCCCAAAUCAGAGCAAUUUGGAGGAGCAAAUGGCUAUCUUGGAGUUGACAAGCGGCUUGAAGGAAAUGGAUAGCCUGAAGAUGUUAUUUGACGGCAAAGCCGAACAUACGAAUGACUUGAAGAACCUGGAUGACUUGGAGGAACACCUGGGCGUUCUGAGGGGCGAGGUCGUGGACAGCUUGGAGGAGCAGGUGGGGGUGACGAUGCAGGAGGUGACUGAGCAGCACCUGGCUGGGUGUCACCUGGUCUUGGCCUCCACCACACAACACCUUCCACUCUUCACCUGGAUUAUCAGGCGACUAGCUGACGGAGGCGGGAAAGGGAGCCUGGUGGUGGUGGCGACAGAGACGCUCUUCUCCCAGGGCCAGACGGCAUCAGACCCCCUCCUGCAGAGGCUGUGGUCGGGCUCUAAGCUCACCUGCCAAGCUCUCAUCCUCCUGCUGGAUGAACCAAACACGGACCUUGCACUCAGCUUGCUGGAUGCUGCUGGGUUGUGGCUUCGUCCUCAGACCAUGGUGGUGGUGGUGGACGGCAGGCCAGGGAUGGCAGCCCCUCUCCAUCACUCCAGCAGGCCAGGGAUGGCAGCUCUUCUCCAUCACGCUAGCCUCCGCAACACCAUCCACACACUCUACAUCUCCAUCAACAGUAUCGACCAUCAUCAGGGCUCUCCAGUUAACAUUUCGCUCAUGAGAAAUCUUAAGGAAGACGGAGUCCCAGCAGCAGCAGCAGCUGGAGAAGGGAGGGGGCGUGUGAGAACGUACCGCCGGUGCCUCUACUGCGACCACGGGCAGGCGGGCAUCCAGCUCCUGCGUCCAGGAAACCUCUUUCCAGAGACUCUGAACAACAUGAUGGGACACACCUUCAAGGUGGUGGCGCUGAGCUACUUCCCGCUGGUGGAGUACAGGAAGGUCACCAACGACCCCAACGAUCUCGUCCAGCCUGAAGACUCCGUUGAUGUCCGAAUGCUUGACAUCAUGGCUCGUCGCUUCAACUUCACGUACGAGAUGAGAGAGCCGUGGGAUGGUUUAUGGGGGACUCCUACGAGUGGCGGCAACUGGUCAGGGAUCGUAGGCACUCUCCAGCACCAGAUGGCAGACUUCUCCAUGGACCUCACACCUUCAGACGCCAGGAUGGAGGUCAUAGACUUCUCCAAGACUUACGUCUACGACCCGCUGAUAAUAAUGUCGCUCCAGCCCAGUCCCUUGCCUCGUUCCUUGGCUGUAACGAGGCCUUUCUCAGGACCAGUGUGGGUGAUGACGGUGGUGUUCACCUUCGCCACGGGCGUGUGUCUGUGGGUGCUGCAGAAGGCGUGGGCGUGGGUGUUAGGGAGGCGGGGCCCAGACCUCCUCUCACGGGUCUUCUACAUCUGGGGCGUCCUACUGGAGAACGAGCCCACCGGCCCGCCCGCCACCAUCAACGGAAAGAUGUUGGUUGGUUGGUGGCUGGUAGGCUGCCUGGUGCUGGCCACCGCCUACCGUUCCUCCCUCGUCGCCCACCUCUCCGUCCAGAGCAAGAACAAGCCCAUCAACACCCUGGCAGACAUUCUCAACCAGAAGGGCUGGUCCUGGGGAGCUCGACUCAUGAAGGGAACAACAUUCCUCUAUUUCAACCAAAGUACCGAUCCGGUCCUCAUCAAAAUACACCAGAAUUAUGAGAUUUUUAGUGACAGAGAAGAAGCAACGAAGCGGGUGCUAGCCGGCCGCUUCGCCUACAUAGCCUUCAAGACGGACAUCUUGUGUGACAUUGCCCCGCUCUACGUGGACAAGUACGGCAACACCCCUCUCUACUUCAGCACCACAGAGUAUAACAUCUUCGGCAAGGUAUCUAAGGUAGCCUACCCUACCCCUUCAGGCAAGGUGUCUAAGGUAGCCUACCCUACCCCUUCAGGCAAGGUGUCUAAGGUAGCCUACCCUACCCCUUCAGGCAAGGUAUCUAAGGUAGCCUACCCUACCCCUUCAGGCAAGGUGUCUAAGGUAGCCUACCCUACCCCUUCAGGCAAGGUGUCUAAGGUAGCCUACCCUACCCCUUCAGGCAAGGUGUCUAGCCUACCCUACCCUUCAGGCAAGGUGUCUAGCCUACCCUACCCUUCAGGCAAGGUGUCUUAA
Messenger RNA from Procambarus clarkii (red swamp crayfish), 2292 nucleotides. The record is from RefSeq and is a predicted model, not a curated record. NCBI's taxonomy places the organism in Eukaryota, Metazoa, Arthropoda, Malacostraca, Decapoda, Cambaridae.